UCUGCUUUCCAUCCAGUACCUGUGGGUGCAGAGCGCUCAUCUUGCAAGUGGCUUAAAUGAAUGCGUUGACUGUGUUGGUGUGCUUUAAAAGGGCUUGCAGUGCAGACUACCCAUUAUACCUGUUUUAGUCACAGACACACAAUGACAAGACUCGCCUUUGUCUCGCUUUUCCUUGUAGCUAUCGUGGUGUCCGGAGCCUUGGCUCAAGGUGGGAUAGGCAGUUGUUGUAGAACUACUUCAAAAACGCAAGUCCACCGUGACAGCCUGAAGAGUUACUACAGACAGUCUCGAUCACAAUGCCCGAUCGAUGCAGUGGUAUUUACUACUCUGAAAGACAAACGAAUCUGCUCUGACCUCACCAAAGUGUGGACUCUGACCAGCAUGGCCUACCUAGAUGGAAAGAACUGGCAAAAACAACGUUCAAACAUACACCGCUGAUACAACGUCCACCUGCACACAAAAUGACUGCACUAUUGAAACUAAAUUCAGAAGUUCCCAGUUUCUCUUCAGCUGUUAGAAUUCAACAUGAAUUCAACUAUGAAUGUUUUCUUUUCCUGUAAAAUACUUACCUCACCCCAGUGAAAUGACGAUAUUUCUAUGAUUUUUGCCUUUUUAAUGUAUAAUUUUCAAUUAUGUGAUGUUCAGUUAAUAUUCUAUAUGUAAAUAUUUGAAUAAUGUGUUACUUUCAUUACAUAGUGAGUGAUAUUAAUAAAAAAAAUCAUGAUGUAACA
Molecule: messenger RNA, 731 nt
Organism: Scatophagus argus
Lineage: Eukaryota; Metazoa; Chordata; Actinopteri; Scatophagidae
Product: monocyte chemotactic protein 1B-like
Exons: 3
Coding region: 142-438 (98 amino acids)
Biological process (GO): chemokine-mediated signaling pathway; lymphocyte chemotaxis; cellular response to type II interferon
Cellular component (GO): extracellular region
Molecular function (GO): chemokine activity; CCR chemokine receptor binding
Source: RefSeq, a predicted model, not a curated record